UUUUGGUUUGACGAUUUUGAUUGGAUUGCAAAUAGGUAUCGAGCUUCGAAUACGGAACGGAACUCUUUUGUUGAUUCUUUCAUUGCGAAACAUGUCUUUGAACUUUUAAACAGAAAACAUCUAAAUUAUGGUGAAGAAAUCGCAAGCUAGAGUGUAAGUUAACGAAACCUGAAGUAUGUCCGCGCGAGGAGACAAAGGGAACGGCAAUGGCGAGGAGCAGAUCGUUGAGACUUUGGCGGAGGUGUUCCGAUGCUUCAUCUGUAUGGAGAAGCUGGUGGAUGCCCACCUCUGCCCGCACUGCUCGAAACUGUGCUGCUACGCGUGCGUGCGGCGCUGGCUCACGGAGCAGCGGUCCCAGUGCCCGCACUGCCGCGCCGCGCUGCACCUCCAUGAGCUGGUCAACUGCCGCUGGGUGGAGGAGGUCACGCAGCAGAUAGAGACCAUGCAACAGACCAACACGGCUACUCAUCGGGAGAGCUUUAGAGAUAGAUGCCCGACCCACCAAGAGAAGCUGACAGUCUACUGUUGGACAUGUCGCCGCUGCAUCUGCCAUCAGUGUGCGCUGUGGGGCGGCACCCACUCGGGCCACACAUUCAAGCCGCUCGAGGAGGUGUACGAGCAACACGUCACUCAGAUCCGGGAUGAGGUGUCUCAGCUGAGGCGCCGGUUGAUGGAGCUGAUCAGUCUUGUGCAGGAUGUUGAGCGCAACGUAGAGUCAGUGCGAGCAGCAAAAGACGAGCGCGUGCGCGAGAUCCGCAACGCCGUGGAGCUGAUGAUCUCGCGCCUGGACUCGGCGCUGAAGGCCAAGCUGCUGACGCUCAUGGGGCAGAAGAACAGCCUCACGCAGGAGACGGAGCAGCUGGAGCACCUGCUGCAGGAGAUCGAGCACCAGCUGCACGCCAGCACCAGAUCUGAACUGAUAGCGAAGAGCGGAGACUUGUCCAAGAUGAUUCACCAAGUGCGCAAGAAGCCCAUGGCCAGCUUUGUGACCGCACCCGUGCCGGCCGACUUUCAUAGCGAAAUAGUCCCAAGCUACGACAGCAGCACGUUCCCUCUGAGCAACUUCACGCAACUGCAGCACGCGGCGGCGCCGGUGUACUCGGGCGCGCUGCACGUGCACGGGCUGUGCUGGCGGCUCAAGGUCUACCCGGACGGGAACGGGGUGGUCCGGGGGAACUACCUGUCGGUGUUCUUGGAGCUGACGGCGGGGCUGCCGGAGACGUCGAAAUACGAGUACCGAGUAGAGAUGCUGCACCAGGUGUCCCGCGACCCGUCCAAGAACAUCGUGCGUGAGUUCGCGUCCGACUUCGAGGUGGGCGAGUGCUGGGGCUACAACCGCUUCUUCCGGCUCGACCUGCUGGCCAGCGAGGGGUAUCUGAAUCCGGACACGGACACACUCAUUUUGAGGUUCCAAGUCCGUCCGCCCACGUUCUACCAGCGCUGCCGCGACCAGCAGUGGUACAUCAACCAGCUCAUCACCAUGCAAAACCAGCACAUACUGCAGAUCAAUGAUCUCAAGGAGCGUCUCUCCCUCGAGAUGUCUCGCAACUCGAUGGCAGCAACCCGAGCGAGCCCGAACACCUCGCCUUCGCAGUCCAAUGCUGCGGCGACUACAGACGCGGAACACCCGACCCAGAAUAAUCCCGUCGAUGGAGCCGCGCCCGGCGAUGCGCUUGUGUUCAACCAGUGGAAGUACAUGGCGUUGAACUCGCUGGUCAGCGGUAGUGGCCAGCGGCUUACUAGUCCUGCAUUGCCAACAGGGAUCCUGAACACGGCGAUGUGUGAAGACUCGCGCAACAACGAGGUGCCGCCUUCGUUCUCGUUCGGGGACUACCCGGCGUUGGAGCGCCGCGACCUGCCCUGCAACCUGCCUUCUACGUCCAGAUCAGCGAACUCCCUGCACGUCGGCGGCGCAGACAGCAUGGCGCUCGUGUCCCUGCACACGCUGCUGUCGGCCGCCGCGCCCCGGAGCAAGCCGCGCCGCCACGUGCCCUGCCGCGAGCACGCCGCGGUGGCGAGCGCGCCGGCGGCAGAGCCCCCCGCGCCCCCCGCGCUGCCCUCCUCCGCGUCCUCCCCCGAGCUCGGCGCGGCGCCCGAGCGGCCCGCGACCAUGUCCGACUGCAGCUCCGACACGCAGCCGGAGCUGAUGUUCAGCGAACUGGAGGUGUUCGCGGACGACGCGCCGGCGCACGGAGACGAGAACUCUAAUGAAGAGAACGACGUUGACGACGAGACCAUGUCCGAUGGCUCAUCAGCGAGCGACUGCGAGUGGUGCGCCGUGAACGAGGCGUGCGACUACACGGGCGAGGGCCGCGCGCCGGGCCACGCGUACUGCCCGUAUCGCCGCGCGCGCCGCCAGCGACACUCGCCGUAUCGCCAGCGCCCGGAUAGAAGCCAGCAGAGGCCAGUGCCGGAUGCGAGCGGAGACAUCAAAAUUACGUUUCAUAUUUAGAUAAAGUAUUUUU
Molecule: messenger RNA, 2465 nt
Organism: Plutella xylostella (diamondback moth)
Lineage: Eukaryota; Metazoa; Arthropoda; Insecta; Lepidoptera; Plutellidae
Source: RefSeq, a predicted model, not a curated record